This is a messenger RNA of Pungitius pungitius (ninespine stickleback), 1257 nucleotides long. RefSeq names its product tumor necrosis factor receptor superfamily member 6-like. Gene Ontology annotation, molecular function: tumor necrosis factor receptor activity; protein binding. The transcript is spliced from 9 exons. Bases 87 to 1007 code for a protein of 306 amino acids. Gene Ontology annotation, cellular component: CD95 death-inducing signaling complex; membrane raft; external side of plasma membrane. NCBI's taxonomy places the organism in Eukaryota, Metazoa, Chordata, Actinopteri, Perciformes, Gasterosteidae. The record is from RefSeq and is a predicted model, not a curated record. Gene Ontology annotation, biological process: immune response; negative regulation of apoptotic process; motor neuron apoptotic process.
UCGCGGGGCAGAUCACUUCCUUCAAAACUCCCGGGACGGAAAGCCGCGUGGCUUUCUUUUUCAGAAGCAACAGGAACGACGCCCCGAUGGCGGCCGCUUCCAGCGAGGUCCUCGCCCUGUGCGCGCUGCUCUUCCUCUGCGCGCUCGUGGCAGAUUCAUCCGCCGAGGGGAGGAACGGUGGCCCCCUGUGUGUGGACGGCACGUACGAGCACGGCGGAAGGUUAUGUUGUCAGUGUAGUGCCGGUCAACACCUGAAGGAGCACUGCACUGCCAAUUUACAGUACGGGGUAUGCGAAAACUGUUCUGCAAAUCUGUACAACAUUCAGCCUAAUAGCCUGGAUUCCUGUGAGCCCUGCACAUCCUGCUCACAUCCAAAUGCCAACCUGGAGGUGAAGGAAGCAUGUACCCCUGUUCGUGACACCAAGUGCAGAUGUAAAAAGGAUCACUAUUGCAGCAGCGACGACACAGAGAAGUGUAGAAUCUGCCAUCCUUGUGAAGUGUGUCCGGAGGGCAUCAAAGUAGCCUGCACAGCCAACAAUAACACUGUCUGCAAAGACAAAAUGGAAGAGGGAACUAGAAACGGGAUGAUAAUGGGCCUUGUCGCAAUAGUACUCUGUGUAAUUGGUCUUGCAUCCUUUUUUCUAUUCAAACGCUACCGUAAGAGAAACGGGAGCCAGGACAUAAUAAGAGCUCCAGAGGCUGAAAUGAAGCCUCUGACAGCUCAAGUUGUUGAUCUCCAACCUCAUCUGCCUGACAUUGCAGAAAUUAUUGGAUGGAAGGAUAUGAAGGAAGUAGCAACACGCAGCGGAAUACAAGACCCUGUUAUUGAGUCUUGUCAACUGGACCACCCUAAUGAUAGCCAGGAGCAGACACUUCAACUGCUAAAGAUCUGGGUGGAGAUGCAGGGAAAGGAAGCCUCGAAUAUGUUGGUCAAAAUCCUUGAGGAGAAUAAAAAAAGAGGCAAAGCAGAGAAGAUCAUAGAACAAUUGUCCAAACCUCCCGCUUGAAUGUGUUGCUUGAAAUCGCUUUUCAAAUAUUUGCGCGGUUGUCUGUAUGAUUUAUUCUUUUUAAAUUUGGUUGAGAACACUUUCUGGUCUGAACAUGAACUUUGUAAAAGCAUUAUUUAUUGUUAGAUUUUAAAAGACCUCUCUGAUAAGUCUGGUCUUUUUGACGAUUCUGUGGGUGUGCAAAGUUCAAUUUGGCCACAGCUUGUAUGUGUAUUAAACCUCAUUAAAUGUAUUUUUAAGGAACAUUUCA